Culex pipiens pallens (northern house mosquito) is the source of this 3966-nucleotide messenger RNA. RefSeq names its product dystrobrevin beta. Gene Ontology annotation, molecular function: zinc ion binding. The record is from RefSeq and is a predicted model, not a curated record. Gene Ontology annotation, biological process: synaptic signaling. The transcript is spliced from 12 exons. The coding region runs from base 696 to 2732 and encodes 678 amino acids. Gene Ontology annotation, cellular component: plasma membrane; synapse. NCBI's taxonomy places the organism in Eukaryota, Metazoa, Arthropoda, Insecta, Diptera, Culicidae.
ACAGAGUCGAGUUGAGUUUUAACUUUUGCACGGGUCGGUUCGGUUUUCCAUAUCCGGAGAGGAGCAAUUCGCGAAAUUUGCUGCUGUGCUAAAUGGCGGAACUAGCCCCAAGGUGCACAAUUUAAGGUGUUGUCAUCGUUUGUUGAUUGGUUCUGGCCGCCCUGUGGGGAUCUCUUUAGGUGUAAUCCCGGAAAAGGAAGAGCCAAGGAUACUUUUGGAGGUUUUGGAAAAGAAGCUCCAAGACACCUGCGAGUUUCCCAGAUUUCGAUCCACGGAAGAUUUUCACCUAGUUUAAAAGCCAGAAGCAGUAUAAUUCAACUAACCUGUGCUUUACCGAAAGUCGCAUCAAUGAAGAAAGUGUUUGAAUAGAAGCUGUGACUGUGUGUUUGUGUUUCACGAGAAAGAAGAUAACGAGCUGUCCCACAACAUCAUCAUCAGCAGCAGCCUUGAACGAGAGAAAAGCCCGCACCCGGUAUCGUUCCGAUGCAACGGAAUUUCUAAACAGGUCUAAACCGUACGACGCACGUCGAGAAUUCCGAAGGAAACCUGUUUAAGCUUAGCUCGCUAAUCGUUUUGCGCAAAAAGCGCUGACUUUUUCGCCGGGUGCCGAGGGUGCAAUACCAGCUACCAAAGUGACGACCUCCGAGGUGGCAAGUGGAUCGGACAGCCCCCCUCCGCCUGCUCCACACUCGGACAUGGAGAUGGAGCCGCGGGUGGCGAUCCUGCAGGACCUCAAGAUCCAGUCGUUCGACACGAUCCGGUUCGCGUCGUACCGGACGGCCUGCAAGCUGCGCUACGUCCAAAAGUCCACCAACUUGCACCUGGUGGACAUCUGGAACGUGAUCGAGGCGUUCCGCGAGAAUGGCCUCAACACGCUGGAACCGCAGAACGAGGUCAGCGUGAGCCGGCUCGAGACGCUCGUUUCGUCGCUCUACCACAACCUGAACAAACGUCUUCCCCCCACGCAGCAGGUGCCGGUCGAUUCCAAGGCCAGCCUGCUGCUCAACUGGCUGCUGGCGGCCUACUCCGGGGACAACUCGGGCAAGAUUCGGGUGUUUUCGAUCAAGGUCGCGCUCGCCAUCAUGUGCGCCGGCAAGAUGGUGGACAAACUGCGCUAUGUUUUCUCACAAAUUUCGGACGGUGCCGGCCAGCUGAUCCACUGGAAGCUCGGAGAUUUCCUCCGGGAGGUGCUGGCCCUUCCGGCGGCCGUUUUCGAAUCGCCCACAUUCCACUACCAGGAAGCGCUCGAGAGUGAAAUCUUCCCCGUGGAGAACAAAAUCACCGUCAACGACUUCAUGGCGGCGCUCAUGUCCGAACCCGGCCCGUCCUGUCUCGUGUGGCUGUCCCUGCUGCACCGGUUGGCCACCGUCGAAACCGUGGUCCAUCCCACGAUCUGUUCCGUCUGUCUGCGGGAAAACUUCACCGGCUUCCGGUACCGGUGCCAGCGAUGUCACGCGUACCAACUCUGUCAGGACUGCUUCUGGCAGGGCCGCGUUUCGCUGAACCACCAAAACGACCACGAGGUCAAGGAGUACUCGAGCUACAAGAGCCCCAGCAAGCAGAUCGGUCACUCGCUGCGGAAAAGCUUCCGGUGUGUGCCGGAGAAGCCAAAUCAGGUGCUGCCGCGGUUUCCCGAGCAGCCGGAGAAAACGCUGAACCUGUCCCACAUCGUGCCGCCGUCGCCGCUGCCCUCGCACAACGGGUUCAACGACGGGGGUGGGGCCAUGAUUCCGGGCAUGUACGACCGGAGUAGCACGCUGGAUUCGAGGGCAACCGGCCUGUCGCUGGACAGCAACGGAACGUCGGUGACGCGGGGUGGUGGUGGUGGCGGUGGCGCCAACUCGAACGACGAGGAACACAGACUGAUUGCCCGGUACGCGGCGCGACUUGCCCAGGAAAGCCGGACGCCCGGCGGUUCCGCCCCCGACCCGGUCCAGAUCGGGCUGGACAGUUCGCGGGCGCAGCGGGAGCUGAUCAUGCAGCUAGAGUCCAAAAACAAGGAAAUCAUGCGGGAAAUCCAGAAGCUGCGCCGCCAGCAGGAAGCCGAACAGGUCGCGCCCGAAAGUCCCGCCCUGAUGACCGAGCUGCGCGCCCUGCGGCAGCGCAAGGGCGAACUCGAGGGCCACCUGGGUGCCCUGCAGGACUCGCGCCGCCAGCUGAUGGGCCAGCUCGAGGGUCUGAUGCGGAUGCUGAAGAAUCACCAAACGCAGAGCCCCCGCUCGACGCCCAACUCUAGUCCGCGGUCGGGCAAAAGCCCACCACUACCGCAAGGUCCCCAAAUGCCGAGCCAAUCGCGCGGACCAAUGCAACAGAACGUGCCAGUCCACCUGCAGCAGAGUCUUCUCCAGCAGCAACAACUGCAGCAGCAGCAGCAGCAGCAAAUGAUGCUCAACAACCACCAGGAUCCGGGAGGUAUGGGACAUCACCAGAUCGGAUGGAUGCCCAACGGGAACAAUGCUGCCAGCGCCAGUGGGAUGGCGGCGAGGGGCGGCCCGGGGGGUGGCCGGAACGAUUUGCACUACGCCGCCGAUUCCGUGUCGUCGGCCAUGUCGUCGCUGGUGCGCGAACUAAACUCAGAAGGAUCCGACGAAGAGUAUGGCAUGCAACACAAUGUCAGACAGAUGCUAGACUUCGAGGAGCUUCACAUGGCGAAUCACGACUGGAGUGAUAAGGACAACGCCCAGUGGCAGGAACAGUUUGCUCAGUGGAGUCUGAACUCGCAGAACCAGUAAAUGCACCGCGCGUCGAUGUUUGGGUUUUGCGGCAAAAAUGAAAGGAGAAACUUUUUGAAAAAGGAAAAACACAAAACCGAAAUUAGUCAAAAGCCAUGCUCUCGGAGAGGAGAGCAGCAUAUCACGUUGAAAAAUAUACACACUCACAUAACCGGUAGCAAGAGAGAGGGAGAGAGAGAAAAAAGGAGGAUGAAUUUAAUGGAUGUAUGGUUGCUUUUUGUUUCAGUCAUACUCGUUGAGGGAGGCAGUUUGUUCUGCCCAAAGUUUUGUGAGUAGUGUUUGUUAUAGAACUUUUUUCUUUAUUAAAUUGUCCAAUUUAUUUAUUUGUGAUCUCUAUGUGUUAGUUGGAACAAAUAUUACAAGUUUAAAUCGAAACCACGUUUAAAUCGAAUGCAAAUUUCUACUCUUGUAUAGACUCUAAGGAAACGGAUCCAUUCCACAAUCGAAACUAUUUACUUAACUUGUUUAGAUUGACUAUUUUUCGUUUAUUUUUAUUCUCUAUGUUGUCGUAAUAAAUGUAUCGAUAAGUUUUGUUCACGUUUUUCUUAUUUUAUGUUAUUCGAAAUAAAUCAUCCUCACGCAUUUCCACCUUGUUUGGUUUUAUUUUCGUUAAGGUCCUUUUUUUAAAAAAAUACGCACAGAUGUACAAAUUGAGCAAACACACAAUGAAAAAAUAAAGCAGCAUUACUAUAACAACUAAGCUUAUUAGGCAAAUUGGAUUGAGAAUCACAUCGGAUCAAUUUUAACUCGCAGAUAACCAACAUUUAAAGCAAGCAGUAUUUUUCUCUUCCAAUCUAUUGAAACUUUUUUUUUUCUUCUAGUACCAUCAAAGAUUUAAAAAUGCAUAAUUUGUAGAAGGAGGGGAAGGACAAAAAAAAGUUGCAACCUAACCAAUAAUCUGUAGAUAACAUUUAGGCAAAUCAAAAACGUGUUUUCGGCAAACCAAUUAAAUACUCAAACCAAAAUUAUUAAUCGAUUUUAGACAUGUUCAUCGAAGGCAGAAAAAAUAGUAAAACAUACUUAACAUGAUUAAAAACUAACCCUCAUCAGCCAUCUGAGUCGCGGUCGCAGUGUAAAUACCAAAAAAAGGUAACAAGAAAAAACAAGCAGCGUUUGUAGGCUAGUUAAAAAAAAACAGUGGAAAUGUCCUUCCAAAGGUAUAGCGGUAAAUGGAACACACUUUCCUCCCGCGUAUGCACGAAACAAGUUGUUCUGUAGCACACAAACACACACA